This is a messenger RNA of Aaosphaeria arxii CBS 175.79, 1389 nucleotides long. Its product is annotated as MFS general substrate transporter. Gene Ontology annotation, cellular component: fungal-type vacuole membrane. Gene Ontology annotation, biological process: transmembrane transport. The coding region runs from base 1 to 1389 and encodes 462 amino acids. The record is from RefSeq and is a predicted model, not a curated record. The transcript has 5 exons. Gene Ontology annotation, molecular function: transmembrane transporter activity. NCBI's taxonomy places the organism in Eukaryota, Fungi, Ascomycota, Dothideomycetes, Pleosporales.
AUGUCGGAUCCCUACGAACACAAAGAGAAGACCACAUCUGGAGACCUCAUAACCGAAGAGGGGCGAGAAGCGUCGAUCCCAUGCAGUCCAUCCAUCCACAAGACAUUCAGCCAACGAAACGAGGAUGAAGCCCAAUCCGUCCGCAGCGAGCUCCCUCGCGCCCCAGACGGAGGCCUGCACGCAUGGCUGAAGGUUUUCGGUGGAUUCCUACUAUACAUGAACAUUUGGGGUUUCACGAUCUCCUUCGGCGCGUUCCAGGCUUACUAUCGGGGUAACAUGCUGUCGUCGUCGAGUUCGUCCGCGAUAUCUUGGAUAGGAACGGCGCAGGCGUGGUUGUUGAUCUUGGUUGGAUCUCUCUCCGGUCCGCUGUUCGAUCUUGGGUACUUCCGAUCGAUGCUGAUUACCGGAAACGUGUUGAUUGUGAUCGGCCUCAUGAUGCUGAGUCUCUGCGACCAGUACUGGCAGAUCUUCCUGGCGCAGGGACUCUGCAUGGGCUUGGGGGCUGGGUUACUGUAUGUUCCCAGUCUAGCUCUCGUGGGCAUCUGGUUCGACAAGAGACGGGCGGUGGCCAUGGGAAUCGUCAUGAGCGGCAUAGCAGUUGGCGGCGUCGCAUACAUCAUGACCUUCGACCGCCUCAUAUCCACCGCCGGCUUCCCAUGGACCAUCCGAACCCUAGGCUUCAUGGCCCUCUUCAUCGCCCUAGUCUCCUUCCCCGCCCUCGUCUCCGGCUCCUCGAUGCUCGCCCGGCCCCGCAAAGCACGCGCGCUCUUCGACCGCAGCGCAAUCAAGGACAAACUCUUCUGGAUCUUCACCGGCGCGACCUUCCUCAAUUUCCUCGGCUACAACGUCCCGUACUUCUACAUCCCGACGUUCGCAAGAGAGCGCCUCGGAAGCAGCGACAGCAUGGCGUUUUACAUGCUCGUCAUGAGCAUAUCGGCGAGCUUCUUCGGACGGCUGGCGAGCGGCGUCGCGGCACAUCAUCUGGGCAGCAUUGUCACGUGGAUGAUUUGCUCGCUGUUGGCGGCGAUGAUGGCGUUCGUUUGGAUUGGCAUUGAGACGGAGAGGGCGAUGAUUGCGUUUAGUGUUGUUUGGGGUUUCCUCUCCGCCUCUCUCGUCACGCUCCCCUCCGCCGCGUUCGCAAGCAUAUGUCCCGAUCUGUCGAGAUUGGGAACGCGAUUGGGGAUGUCAUGGGGUGUGACUAGCAUCGCCUCGCUCACCGGCCCGCCCAUAGCGGGAGCUUUGCUUAGGCGGAAGGAGGGACGUACGGACUUCCUUGGUGCGCAGCUGUGGAGCGGUGCUUGUCUGCUGCUUACGGCUGCUGCCACGAUCGAGCGAAGAGCAGAAGGCAAGCUAUUAUACUACGAAACCGUCGGCGAGGCGAUCUGGUAA